ACAUCCUUAGGUCCUAUACACCUCCCCCUCUUCGCAAUAUUAUUCCCUUUCCAUUUUUUCUCUCCCGAGAAAGACCAUUCGUCGUUAUCUUUUAUUAUCGAGUUAAUCUGUGUUCUCAUCUUUAAUAUUUAUGGCGCCAAGAGAUAAGUCGGCCGCCGUCACCACCGCCGUUAAACAUAACGGCAACGUCAAAGAGGUGCAUUUCAGGGGAGUCAGGAAGAGGCCGUGGGGCAGGUACGCCGCCGAGAUCAGGGACCCUGGCAAGAAGAGCCGGGUCUGGCUCGGCACCUUCGACACUGCGGAGGAAGCCGCCCGAGCCUACGAUACCGCCGCUAGAGAGUUCCGUGGCGCUAAGGCUAAGACCAACUUCCCUCUCCCUUCCGAUUGCAUCAACGAGAACAAUCUCAACGUUUUGAAUGUUAACAAAAAGAAUCUUAAUCAGAGCCCUAGCCAGAGUAGUACGGUUGAGUCCUCGAGCCGGGAGCCGGCUCUGAUGAUUGAAUCAUCUCCUUUGGAUCUUAAUCUUGGUCACGGAUUUGGCUCAGCGAACUCCUCCGCCGUUCGAUUUCCGUUUCAAACUGCCCCGGCCGUCGGGACUGUUUACGGUAUGCCGUCGACGAACCAACAAGUGCUGUAUUUCGAUCCGUACGUUCAUGCUGGGUUGGUGAAUGGUCAUAAUCAUCAGCUUCAGCGGCUGAGAUUUGAUCACCAGGCCUCUCAUAACUUCCAUGCCGCUUCUUUCGCCGGCGGUGCUCAGAGUGAUUCGGACUCGUCCUCCGUCGUCGAUCUGAACCACAACGAUCAGCCACGUAGAAUUUUCGAUCUCGAUCUCAACUUCCCACCGCCAGAAGUUGCGUAAAUUUUUUUGGUCCUCGUCUUAACAUAAUCGCCGGAGAUCGUCAUCAGAUUCAGAUUCCGAUUUCGUUUUUCAUUUAAUUUUUAUUUAUCCUAAUUAGAAAAAUAUCAAAAAAGAAACAUAAUUGAGAAAAAGGGAAAAAAAAAAAAAAAAACAGCUUGAGAGAGCAGGUAUUAACGCUUUUUUUAUGUGAAUACACCGCCGUUUAGCUGAAUCGGUUCCUUUUUUGUUGCAACAGUAAAACGACUGUGUUUUGUUCUGUUGUAAUUUAUCAGCUAGUUGUUAAAUCUCAUGUCGGCAAUAUUUUUUAUUUUUCUUAUCAUUAAAAUGAAUGGACAAAAGAAAAUAAAAAAUUAUUAAUCUUC
This is a messenger RNA of Humulus lupulus (European hop), 1221 nucleotides long. Its product is annotated as ethylene-responsive transcription factor 4. The record is from RefSeq and is a predicted model, not a curated record. The transcript has a single exon. Gene Ontology annotation, molecular function: DNA-binding transcription factor activity; DNA binding. The coding region runs from base 131 to 859 and encodes 242 amino acids. Gene Ontology annotation, biological process: regulation of DNA-templated transcription. Lineage: Eukaryota; Viridiplantae; Streptophyta; Magnoliopsida; Rosales; Cannabaceae.